GCCGCCGCCAUGGAAGACGGAGCCAAGAAAGAGCUGCCAUAUGACAUCAUGGAAAACAUCCUCUCUCGGCUGCCGGUGAAGACUCUCUUCAGAUUCAAAUCAGUCUGCAAGUCAUGGUACGCCACCAUCUCCGACGACCAGAUAUUCGCCGGAGUUCAUCUCCGGCAAUCCCGAAACAUGAGUUCCGGCAAACGAGACGUAUUUUUCUGGCUCGAAAAACAAGGCCCGGAUUUCUGGCCAAUUGUCUCCCACCAGCAUCAAUUUCUACCGAAGAAGAUCGAGUCUCAAUUGGAUCCAACCGUGUUGUGCUAUUCGGACGGCUUAGCUCUGCGGCGCUACCACGGAGUCGACGCCGGGAUUUACGUGCUCUGUAAUCUAUCCACCGGGUACCGCGUAAAGUUCGCCUGCCCUUGUCCAAUACACCAUCACCCUCACCAAACGGUUUACGGGAUUAUCUACGACCCGUUGAUCAACGAUUACAAGGUUAUCGUUAUCGAUAAUAACAUGCGCUACGCGGUUUACCAAUGUAGAACCGAAACUUGGAGUGCGUUGCAAGAAACCAACUUUUCGUGGGGCCCGCUAAUCACGGGCAAAGGCGUGUCCCUCAAUGGCGAUUUAUAUUUUAUUCUCAAAACCCUAGAAGAAGAAGAGGAAGAAAGUCGAGGUAGGAUUAAAAUAGUUGGAUUCGACCCGAGUCGCGAAAGUUUCGUCCGUUUGCCGGAGCUAAAUUACACGACGAAGCCGGAUUUCUUCAUGUUCCUGACUUGUUUGGAAGGUUGUAUGUAUGUGUGCAUCAACCACAGCUGUCUGGUGAUCAAAGUUGUUGGCGGGAAACAUGAAGAAAAAUCUUGGCGGGAGUUUGAGGGUUUCCCGCCACUUUCUACGCGACGGAAUGUUGAUACUAUUAAUUGGUAUUAUCCAGGAGGAGAUGAGACUGAACUCGACGCGGGUAAUAAUUAUAUUAUUCGAAUGGGUUAUUAUCGAAUCCCGUAUCUGGAAAAUUUGUUUAUCAGCGAACCCAAACGAGUGACAAGGAAAUUGAGAUGAACAAGAAUUGGUGAUCUUUGAUAUAUGUUAGUGCAGUAAACUUCAAUUGAGAAUUGUUUUGUUUAUAUUUUGAUUGGGUAAAAUUCCCAUUUUAAAUUAUUUUCUUUGGAUAAAUGGGAAUUAUACUAUAGAUUGUUUGUGUUCUAAAUGAUUUUCUUACAAAUUUUUCUAUGAACUCACUAAUUUAUUGCAUUAGUGACUAAAUUUCCUAUGUCAUGUUGGGAAAUUUUUUAUGACCAUUUGAACUUUUGAAGAGACAAAAUCUUAUUGUUACAACACCU
Messenger RNA from Erythranthe guttata (spotted monkey flower), 1328 nucleotides. RefSeq names its product putative F-box protein At3g22650. The record is from RefSeq and is a predicted model, not a curated record. Gene Ontology annotation, molecular function: protein binding. NCBI's taxonomy places the organism in Eukaryota, Viridiplantae, Streptophyta, Magnoliopsida, Lamiales, Phrymaceae.